ACUCGACGGACGACUCUCCGCGAGCACCACAGCAACUUUGGCAAAGCCAGUACAAUCUUCAGAUGCACCAUCCCGGCUUAGCCGUCUAUGGACCUGGCUGAGACCAUCGCCAUCCCGAACUGGCAGUUGGGCUUCGCGACCACAGAGGCAAAAGACCACUCCAGUAGUGCGAAAUGGAAUCAUGUCCUCGUGGGUACCCUAACGUCGCCGCCUUUCUCGACAGCGACGAAUGCUUCGCCAUGUACCGCCGCUUCGGCUUCCUGCAAUCACGCCUCCUGCUCGACAAACAAGACGAGUUGCGAGAGCUGGAAGAAGCACUCGAUCGCCUUGACCGUCGGGAAGCAAAUGUCGAUCCCAAAAGGCCAAUGACGAGAGAUCUUCCCAGAGAAGAAGUCCAGUCGAGGAGAAGAUUGCUCUCCGCAAUUGAAGAAAAGUUCUGCUCAUACGCGAAUCUCCUCGAUGCAGCACAGAAGAUGAUGGCGCUGAAUCGACCUUCGCAGGGCGAUUAUGGGAGUGUGGAGAAUUACAUGGUUAAUCACCAGCCACUGCUGGAGGCUGAGGGCUCAUGGAUCUACAAGAAGGAGGAUCUGAUCACUUUGAGGGCAGGAAGGGAACAUGCUUGGCUGGACUCCGGGAUUGAAAAGGUGUUAAAGUGGUUUCACUGCCGCAUUCUGGAGAGAGUUUUCGGAGACGAGCAAACGCGACAGAAGUCCUCGGGCGAAGAAGUGUACUAUUCCCGUGAGCGCAUCAACUGCCUGGCCAACACCAUCAUAACAUUUAUGGUGCUCGUUCUACUCAUUGUGCCCAUCUACAUGCUCUACCAUCUUAUCAACGACAUAAACACUGGGAGAGCAUAUGCAAUCUGCAUGGGCAUUCUCGUUGUCUCUACGUUGGCGUUCUCGGCUGUGCUGUGCCUGUUUACACGGGCCAAGAGGCAUGAGAUCCUUGCUGCGGCAGCUGCAUACUGCGCCGUUCUGGUGGUCUUCCUUGGAAAUGUUGGACCGGGACGUCAGUGAAUGGGAUUCUGGGUAGCUUCUGAUGACCAAUGGAUACCUUUCUAUCAGGAGCAAACCAUCAAAGCAG
Molecule: messenger RNA, 1083 nt
Organism: Trematosphaeria pertusa
Lineage: Eukaryota; Fungi; Ascomycota; Dothideomycetes; Pleosporales; Trematosphaeriaceae
Exons: 7
Coding region: 174-1016 (280 amino acids)
Source: RefSeq, a predicted model, not a curated record